This is a messenger RNA of Parnassius mnemosyne (clouded apollo), 417 nucleotides long. NCBI's taxonomy places the organism in Eukaryota, Metazoa, Arthropoda, Insecta, Lepidoptera, Papilionidae. The record is from the annotation of a GenBank genome assembly.
UUGGCAACACUAAGAUAUUAUGCAACGAAUAAUUCACAAUUAACGAUCGGUGAUUUUAGUAGACUCAGCACACCUACAGCACAUAAAAUAAUACAUAGAGUUAGUGCUGCCAUGGCGUCAUUGAACCACGAGUACAUAAAAUUUCCGAAUACUCAACAGGAAAUUCGGCAAAAUCAAAGGGAGUUUUAUGGUAUAGCAAGAUUCCCUAGAGUUAUAGGGGCAAUGGACUGCACACAUAUCAGGACAAGAAACGCUGUUGAAAGGUCUUACGGGGUUUGGAAACGAAGAUUUCCAGUACUAGCUUUAGGACUACGAGUUAAAUUAGACAAUGCUUUGGUUAUAAUUAUGGCAACGGCGGUACUGCAUAAGAUAUUGCGUCAACAAGGAGAAACAGUUCCACCUGAUGAUCCAGGUUAA